CGCCGCCCGAUGGGCGGAGUCGCGACGGCUGGCUCUGUCGGCGGCGCCCGGCGGGGAUGCGGCUGGCGCAGCGCGGCGUUCGGUCGCGGCAGCGCCCAGCCCUGUGCGGCUUCGGUCCGACGGUUUCUGGCCGGUCCUGGCCCCCCGCAGCGCGGGGCAUGGACGCUGCGGGCCUCACGCUGAAGCUGCUCCUGGUGGGAGACAGCGCCGUGGGCAAGUCCAGCCUCCUGCUGAGGUUCACGGACGGCGCGUUCGACCCGGGCCUGAAGCCCACCGUGGGUGUUGAUUUUAAAGUGAAGAAAAUGGUGAUAGACGGCCAUGCAGUGCAGCUUGCGAUAUGGGACACAGCAGGACAGGAACGCUUUAGAACGCUGACUCCCAGUUAUUACCGAGGAGCUCAAGGGGUUGUUUUAGUGUAUGAUGUUACAAGAAAAGACACUUUCGCAGGACUAGAGAGCUGGCUGAACGAGUUGGACACGUAUACCACCAAAAGCAACACGGUGAAGAUGUUAGUUGGCAACAAAACCGAUAAGUGGUGCUUUUCCGGGGACUUCCUAAAAGCGGCGAGCGUAGCGUGUUUCAGUCAUGUUCUUCAUUCGUCUCUGCAGCCUGAUCGGGAAGUAGAGAGAAAGGAAGGACUCCAGUUUGCUAGGAAACGCUCACUGCUUUUUAUAGAGACCAGUGCCAAGACACAAGACGGAGUGCAGCACGCCUUUGAGGAGCUGGUCAUAAAGAUCCUGCAGACACCAGGUCUUUGGGAUAAAGAUGCAGAGAAGCGGGGAGUCCAGCUAGCGGAGUCUUCAGCGCAGCGGGAUAAAAGCUUAUGUGGUGCAUACUGUCCCCUUUCAUAAAUCUACAGGUGGCUCUUCUGUCUGAAUGGAGUAGACCUUUUGGGGGUUUUUUUGUUUGUUUGCUUUUUUUUAAAAAAAAAAAAAGGGGAGCGGGGAUGCCAAAAAGUAGCCUGUGCCUUGUUUGACCUGCCAUUAAUUGCGUAGAUCCAAAACACGAGCCCAUUAGCAAAAUACAUUUUUGUUCAUUAACAGAAUAGGCUUUAUCCUUACGCACAACUGAUCACUCCGGACAUUUUUCUGGUAACUGUCAGAUUUUUGGCUAUUAAAAUCGUAACGCUGCUUUAAGUAGUGUGCUUUUGCUGCAUGGCAUUCAACGUGGACUUCCUUCUGAAAUUCCUGCCUUGGCAUACAAUAAAGUCGUACUUCGUUUUGGGGUGUUAUUGAAAAGCUGCUCUUCCCCAGAAUGGCAUGGGAGCCUUUUAGGCACCCAGGUUCCCUUAAAUGUAGUUAACGGUCGGGAGUCACCCUGAGCAGUGGCAGUGAUUCCCUGUUCCAGAUGGUUUUAAGCAGUCAAAAUUGCUACUCGUCCCUGGAUAGUAAGUUGAGUUACUACUUAACGUUAGGGUUGUAGUGAAGAGGCGUAUCUAGUAGCAUUUGGCAGGAAAAAAAAAAAGAAAAAACCAACCAUUUUUCAUGGAGUACGCUGUAGGUUACCCCUUGCUGCUCUUAAACGCUUUGUGCUGCGGAUCGCUGGGGGAACGGAGUCAUCGUUUUGGGCUGCUUUCCACGUUGGGCCCUUUUUGCCGUUAAGGGGGCUCUCUGCAAACCCGUUUUCCUGCCCUCCUUCAGCAAUCACUGGGCUAAAACUAAGUUUUAUAUGCAAUGUGCUGGCUAUGGAAGACUUUCCACGAGGAUGAGUCUGUCCGUUGCCAAUCCCAUGCUGCAGUUCUGCCAGAUAACGACCUUUCUUCUGCCGUUUCCCUCCCCCGUUACACUCGCUGCCUUUUCUUGAAAACAAACGCAGUCGUGGGAGAUGUUAGCCUAGGCUCUGAUCUCGGUACCAAUGCCUACAAAAGACUUCUGUUUGGCUGCCCGCGACGCUGGAAAAGUAUCACAUUUGGGGACAAUGUUAAAAUAAUUUAAAAUGUAAACUGAAGUGCUCGUAAACAAGUGACAAAUCCAAAGUCAGUCGUUCAUUACAGGACAUCGUCCAGACAGAACAGAGAAAUCGCACUUUUUAAAAGAUGUACGUGUUGAUGAUUCAUCGCCAUCAGGUUAAUGUAUUAGUGCCUUCCCGAGUCUCACCAGUGAUGCGUCAUGGAUGCUGCCGCAACACAGCUGAAGACAAGGCAUAUGAACUUCGGUCUCACUUUGGAACUCUUCUGGUUUGUUCUCUGCAAAGUUCCUCUUUGGGGAGCCGUCGUCUUCUGCGACAAGCGUGCCGGUGUAAUUGUUGCUGGAGUGAAUAGCGGUGCCUGUAUUGGGUUCAUGCAUUAGCCUCUGUCUGCCUCGCAGGGGGUGUAAGUGGCUGCCGAGUCGGGAUAUCCCUCCCGUAUGUUUCCCUCUGCUGAAAUCAGUCCGGGGGGGACGGCAGAUCUUGUAGUCGUUUUUAAUGUCUGUAGCAGUGGAAACGCGUCCGCUUCCAGCCAGCUGACGGACCGCUGCUUACACUUGCAUCUUGGUUUCGGUCUGUGAGAUGUCCCUUUGGAAUACUUCUCUCAGCUUCUGAGAGGACAGAAAAGACAGCGGUUUCUGUUGGUGUCACCGCCAGCAGCUGGACAGGCGUCCUGCGAGCAGGCGACCGAGGCUGUAGAUCGUUAAACUGCCGAGUGUCUAUGGGCAAAACGGGAGCAUGUCACCAUUUGGGAUUGUCUGGAAUCUCCAGGUGUGACGGCAGACGGAGCAUGGACACGAGAAAAUAAGAUGAGGACGUUGAGUUCAGAAGACGGGAGGCCGUGGCAGCUGUAGCAAAGCCAUAAAACCAGGUGGGAAGGAUAGCAAGGAGGCCAUCGCGAGAAGACAGAGAUGCGUGACUGCUCAGCAGCGGGCCAGACAGUGGUCCAGCUGCGUUCUCUGCUGUUUGUGUGGGUUUUUUUCCGGUGACGGGCAUGGCUUGCGUGCACUGAGCCUGUCACCAGGGGAGUCGCUUCUUUCCUACAUUUCCUGGGGUUAAGAAGAAACUGCAGAGAAGAUGGCGUUCUCUUGCUGUCCUCUCGAAUGUGGGCAAAACCGCUUUGCCGGUCUGCGCUGCAGGCGGUAUCUGCCGUCCUUAGGAGGCCCCGUUAAGAAUGGUGUAUUUUUUAGACAUCAUUAAACAGCUGGCAGCCC
Molecule: messenger RNA, 3119 nt
Organism: Chroicocephalus ridibundus (black-headed gull)
Lineage: Eukaryota; Metazoa; Chordata; Aves; Charadriiformes; Laridae
Product: ras-related protein Rab-18-B-like
Exons: 7
Coding region: 57-851 (264 amino acids)
Biological process (GO): vesicle-mediated transport
Molecular function (GO): GTP binding; GTPase activity
Source: RefSeq, a predicted model, not a curated record